CCUUCUCAUCCCGAGAAGCGAGGCUGGCAUGGGGGACAGAGCUAGCAGCCCACAUUCAGGUGAAACAGGACGAUGACUUUUAACCGUGACUUCCUUCCAAUACACAGAACAAACCAACUUGUGAAGUUGAUAUGUGAGAUGAGCUCUUGGUGCUGGCCCUCCACAGAGAUCGAGCUGUUGGCCUCUCGAGGAUGGCUGCGGCGGUUCUUGUUGCUGAAGCUGGUGACGGUGCUGCUGUUCCCCCACGCAGCCGGCCUCCCCCUGCUAGCUGGCAGCGUGUUCAGCCUGCGGGCCCUGUUGCUGCUGCGCUCCCCCCACAUCUCCACCAAGCCCUCCACCGUGCUGCUGGGCCGGCUGGCGCUCACGGACAGCCUUGUGCUGCUGCACUGGACGCUGCGGCUGGGAGUGACGCUAGAGACCCGUUGGACAGAGGAGACUAACAUUAGGGAGGAGGGAUGGUGGAGGGAGGCUAUGGGUGUGCUCUGUCAGCAGCUGCUUGACGCUCACCACCUGGCCUCUCUGCUGCUGCUGGGGCUGCUGGGACUGGAGGCAACGCUGGUGUCUCGCUGGCCCGCGCAGACCCGCAGGUUCAGGACGUCUCACUGGGCUCAGCUCAGCUGCACCCUGGUCUGGACGCUGGUGCUGCUGGAAAGGUUGUACUCGCUCCACUCAAAACUUUUGCAGGACUCUGGACCUCAAACGUAUUUCUCCACAGAACAGAACUCCCAAAGUGUUCCUCUGGGCCUGGUGCUUCUUCCCAGCCUUCCCGGUUUCUCCGCCUGCCUGAGGAGGACAUUAUGGCUGGGGAACUUAUGGCUACAUUAUGCUGUCCUUUAUGUCAGACCACAGAAGAGAAAGAGCUCCUUUCAUUAAAAGCUUUGACUGUUCAUUUUUAUUAUAUUUAAUUUAUGUAAUAAAAGUGCUUAAUAUGUGCAGAAUAUGAACUUAGUAAGGUGUCUUAA
This is a messenger RNA of Notothenia coriiceps (black rockcod), 962 nucleotides long. RefSeq lists its product as uncharacterized. The record is from RefSeq and is a predicted model, not a curated record. NCBI's taxonomy places the organism in Eukaryota, Metazoa, Chordata, Actinopteri, Perciformes, Nototheniidae. Bases 73 to 873 code for a protein of 266 amino acids. The transcript is spliced from 2 exons.